UUUUUUUGUUCCGCCAGUCAAAUUAUUAUAAAGUGAUCAGAUUUUUGCAACAUCUCUCGACCACUGACGGAACAGAAAACCAAAACAAAUCGUGUUUUGAUAACGCGGGUCGCGAUACAACGGAUUCGACAGUAAUAUCUAGAUUAUGUAUGUUUAUGAGGACGGGAGUAUCUGACCAAUGAAAUGACACUUUCCCAGCAGCCAAUUGAAAUUGCUUUAGAAAAGGGUAACAUGAUUGGGAAUUUUGAUACAUUUAAUGUAUCAAAAGUUGCCUAACGCUACACAUCUUUGAUUGAAAUUAAAAAAGAUUGCAAGUUGAUUGAUUUGUUUUUGUGCUGCCAAUUCAGGAGUCGUCCACACUAACACGGAUCCAAAAAAUAUCCGGAUUCGUUUCGCCGAAAACGCAUCACUUGAUUCGCGUCCACACUAUCGUUUUCGCAUCGUGUUCGCCUGGAUCUAGUCGUCCACACUAACACGGAUCCGAAAAAUAUCCGGAUUCGUUUCGCCGAAAACGCAUCACUUGAUUCGCGUCCACACUAUCGUUUUCGCAUCGUGUUCGCCUGGAUCUAGCCGUCCACACUAACACGGAUUCAAACGUUUGAAAACGCUGAAAGGUACAGGGCGACGUCAUUUUUUGUAUAUGUGCAUACCCAAAAUAGCGCGCUCCUGCGAUAUGACGCCAUCGUUUUCAUUUUGAUACGGAUUCGACCGUCCACACUACGGACCAAAGUAAACGGAUUCAUUUUAAUUCACUUUCAACAGCGUUUUCAAAAUUAUCCGAAAUCGCUGGAUCCGACCUCCGUGUUAGUGUGGACGGAAGGCCCUAAACGUAUCAAAACGAAUCCGUGUUAGUGUGGACGGCCCCUCAUUGAGACGGGAUUCGCAUAUAUAGGAACGCAUCACGAGACCAAUGUUAUUAUAACUCUAAUAAAAACGACCUGUGUGUAAGGGAUUGAUUAUAUAAAGGACAAAAAUUCUAGUCACUUAUGUACUUUACUUUGUACUUCUUCUGUACUUUGUAUUGCAUACCGCCGUUCUUCAUUUUCUCCGCCAAAGCUUCGAGUCAUGCGUUUCAAAAGUGUCGUUUAAGUUGAAGUUUAUUUUGUUCUGCUUUUGAAAACAGAUCAUGAUUAUCACAACAGCGUGUGGGCUUAUAGAAGGGUUACAUAUUGAAAUCACAUUGUAUCCAAAACAAACAAAACUCGAGAAAGUGUUUUAUUUAAUUGACGUGUAAAAAAUGCAACGACUUGUUGUAUGUGCCUGGUAGCGCUAGGUAAAAGAAGAGGUAGUAUAUGAUUAUAGAUUUGUAAAAAGCGCUAAAAGGAUAGAUGUUUAGCUCCUUCACCAGAGCCUACUGUCAACUCAAAACUCCCGUUGCAAUUAGACGCUGAGCCAGGAGCCUCGAAACGUCCGCAAUAUCUUUCUAUCCUUUUUAGCGCUAUUCACAAAUCUAUGAUCACACUACGUUAAUUGACGCCCAAUGUAUUGGCGACUUGAAUAAUAAAAAAAAACCUUGUUUCCUCUAAAGAGACUAUUUAUAUGGCUCGCGUAGCAGAUAAUAGUUGGGAUAAAUAAUUUAUUAAAGCUCUACCAGUUUUAAAUCAAAAAGGCUGGUUUCUAGUUCAGUGCUAAUGAAUCCUCGAGGUGAGCAGGUGCAUAAAUCUCGGUUCUCUGACUUUUAAAGGGAAGUAUAAAAGAUGUACACGAGGCUUCUUGUAGUAUUCGUUAUAAUGCUUGCCUUUAUGGCUUUACAAACAAGCUGUCAACAAGGAAACAACGGAAAUAACGGCCAAGGAAAUGGAGUUGGAAAAGGUGUGGGGAAUAAAGGAAGCGGUGGGGGGAUUGGAGGCGACGGAGGGGGGAAUGUUACAACGACAACGGCAAUGACAACGACAACGAUAACGACAACGACAACGAUAACGACAACGACAACGCAGGCAGGCAACACAGCACCAACUGCACCACAAACGGAGUCGUCUACGAUUCAGCAUGCAGAGACGACGACAGCCGAGCUGCAAGACGAGUUCGCCGGUUCCGUUACGAUAGACAUGACGUUUACUGAAGAUCUGAAGAAUCCAGAGUCGAGCGCGUAUAAGGACACGGAGGCGAAGUUUGUGUCUUGGAGCGACGAAGUUUACAAAGACGUUGAGGGGUAUAUUGGGACCCAAGUGAAAGGCUUCACGAAAGGAAGUGUGAUCACAAGUUUUAGUGUCUACACCAGGAAGCAGGCCCGCGUAUCCUACUCAACGUUUACCGGAAACCUUGGAUCAGCUAUAGGAGGAGCGCCAUUCAAGAUUAAGUCAUACUCCUAUAGAGCGCCGGUCAUCCAAGAGAGCGUCGAACAAGAGAAAGCCGGAUCACCGACGGGAUCGACCGCGCCCACGCUAUUAAUGUUUUUCGCGUACGGCUUUGCCGGCAUGCUCGGAAUCACCGUCGUGUUUGUGUUGACCGUCUUAGUGCGCAAAAAGCUUGAAAAACGCCCAAAAUAGUCCAAGCAAGCGCAACGGCGACACAAGUAUUAGUGGAAAACAAGUAGAUUAUGUAAACUACUAGAUAGAUAAAUCAGAUCAAAAUCUAGGGAUGGUAAAAUCGAGAGAAAGAUAAAAUACAGGGAAUACACUUUUAAGGGCUGUAGCAGGGGGUGAGGCACUGGGGCAUGUGCCCCCCCCCCCCUAAUAUUUAAAAAUAAGAAGAAGAAUGACCAGAAGGGGCGUGGCUGUGCCCCCCCCCCCAUAUUUUCUUAAUGUUUCUGUAUUGUGCCCCAAUCCCCAUCUUACGUGGCCUGCUGCGGCUCUGCAUUUGCAGCCGUCAAAAUUGAACAGAGCGGUCAAUACGUCAGCCUGUACAUGUUAUAUACAUAUUCAACACUUUUGUAUAGACAUAGACAGAGGAAGAGUCUCACUGUACGUAGGUAAUCAUAUCCAUCUAUUGUAUUCAGUCACAAUAAAAUUAAGACGCCGUA
Molecule: messenger RNA, 2962 nt
Organism: Nematostella vectensis (starlet sea anemone)
Lineage: Eukaryota; Metazoa; Cnidaria; Anthozoa; Actiniaria; Edwardsiidae
Exons: 5
Coding region: 1698-2489 (263 amino acids)
Source: RefSeq, a predicted model, not a curated record